Molecule: messenger RNA, 267 nt
Organism: Rangifer tarandus platyrhynchus (Svalbard reindeer)
Lineage: Eukaryota; Metazoa; Chordata; Mammalia; Artiodactyla; Cervidae
Source: the annotation of a GenBank genome assembly
AUGGCCACCUCCCGCCUGCCCCCAGCGACGCCAACGCUCAAGCAGUUCAUGAGGAGGCAACAAGUUCUCCUCCUCUACAGAAGGAUUUUGCAGGCAGUCCGGCAAGUUCCAAAUGAUUCUGAUCGCAAAUACCUGAAGGCCUGGGCAAGAGAAGAAUUCAAAAGAAACAAAAGUGCCACGGAAGAGGAUUCAAUCCGGAUGAUGAUUACUCAAGGCAAUAUGCAGCUCAAAGAGUUAGAAAAAACACUUGCUUUAGCCAGAUCUUAA